UCCUAUAAGGUAUCAGGACGUGGCGGUCUAUUUCUCCAUGGAGGAGUGGGAGUAUGUAGAAGGACACAAGGAUCAGUACAAGGAUCAGGUCAUGAUGGAGGAUCAGCAGCCCCUCACAUCACCAGUCAGAACCAGUAAGAGAACAGCACCAGAGAGGUGUCCCCGUCCUCUUCUUCCACAGGAUGAUCAGGGAGAAGAUCGGAAGAAUAUUAAUGCUCUAGAGGCAUAUGUGAGCGGUGAUGAGCAGUAUAAGGAGGACAUUCUUACAGAGAAAGAUCUGAUCUAUAAUAAUGCUACAGACAUAAAGGAAGAAGAUGAGACAGAUGUGAGCAGUGAUGAGCAGUAUAAGGAAAAUAUUCCUAAAGGGAAAGAUCUGAUCCACAUUAAUGCUACAGAGAUAAAAGAAGAAGAGACAGAUGUGGGUGGUGAUGAGCAGUAUAAGGAGGACAUUUCCACAGAGAAAGAUCUGAUCUAUAUUAAUGCUACAGAUAUAAAGGAAGAAGAAGCAGAGACAGAUGUGAGCGGUGAUGAGCAGUAUAAGGAGGACAUUCCUACAAGGAAAGAUCUGAUCUAUAUUAACGCUCCAGACAUAAUAGUAAAAGUAGAAGAAGAGACAGAUGUGAGCGGUGAUGAGCAGUAUAAGGAGGACAUUUCUACAAGUAACCACCCAGAUAAUUGUACCUGGAGAUCAGAGGAGAAUCUUAUAUCUUCAGAUUAUAAAGCAGAUGAUGAUAUCACACAAGAUACAUAUGAAGAACAUUCCAUUAUCCCAGAUACACCCUCAGCCCUUCACAGCCAAGAUCUGUCAUCUCAUCCUUAUAUACAGGUCCUGUCUUCUCAGUCAUCACAGGAUGUUCAGCAAAAUAAAAGUCACAAAAGGAAUGAUGGACAUCAACGAGCUCAUACAGGAAAGAAACCAUAUUCAUGCUCAGAAUGUGGGAAAUGUUUUACAUUUAAAUCAGUUCUUGUUGUACAUCAAAGAACUCACACAGGAGAGAAGCCAUUUUCAUGUUCAGAAUGUGAAAAAUGUUUUAAUCGGAAAUCACAUCUUGUUCAACAUCAAAGAACUCACACAGGGGAGAAAACAUUUUCAUGUUCAGAAUGUGGAAAAUGUUGUACUCAGAAAUCAGAUCUUAUAAAACAUCAAAGAACUCACACAGGGGAGAAGCCAUUUUCAUGUGUAGAAUGUGAUAAAUGUUUUAUUAAGAAAUCAUAUCUUUUUGUACAUCAAAGAACUCAUACAGGAGAGAAGCCAUUUUCAUGUUCAGAAUGUGAAAAAAGUUUUAAUCGGAAAUCACACCUUGUUCAACAUCAAAGAACUCACACAGGGGAACAAACAUUUUCAUGUUCAGAAUGUGAAAAAUGUUAUACUCAGAAAUCAGCUCUUAUAAAACAUCAAAGAACUCACACAGGGGAGAAGCCAUUUUCAUGUUCAGAAUGUGGGAAAUGUUUUACUCAGCAAUCAAAUCUUGUUAAUCAUGAGCGAAUUCACACAGGAGAGAAGCCAUUUUCAUGUGUAGAAUGUGAGAAAUGUUUUACUAAGAAAUCAUAUCUUGUUGUACAUCAAAGAACUCACACAGGAGUGAAGCCAUUUUCCUGUUCAGAAUGUGGAAAAUGUUUUGCUCAGAAAUCAGAUCUUGUUAAACAUCAAAGAACUCACACAGGGGUGAAGCCCUUUUCAUGUGCAGAAUGUGGGAAAUGUUUUACUGAUCAAACAAGUCUUAUUCAACAUCAAAGAACUCACACAGGAGAGAAGCCAUUUGUAUGUGUAGAAUGUGAGAAAUGUUUUACUUGUCAAUCAAAUCUUCUUAAACAUCAGAAAACUCACACAGGGGAGAAGCCAUAUUCAUGCUCAUAAUGUGGGAAAUGUUUUAUUUAGAAAUCAACACCUAUUAGACAUCUAAGAAUUCCUACAGGAGAGAAGCCAAUUCAGAGCAAUAAAUGAUGCAGAUAACACAUCUAUAUAUUCACCAUGUACAUAGGAUAUCUGACAUUUAUACAUAUAUCAUAUACUGCAUCUCCAAACUUGUUACCAAUUGUUAAUAAAAGUUUUCUAUUAGG
Hyla sarda is the source of this 2061-nucleotide messenger RNA. Its product is annotated as oocyte zinc finger protein XlCOF22-like. The coding region runs from base 38 to 1858 and encodes 606 amino acids. The transcript is spliced from 4 exons. The record is from RefSeq and is a predicted model, not a curated record. Lineage: Eukaryota; Metazoa; Chordata; Amphibia; Anura; Hylidae.